AUGUUGUCUGCUUUCAUUUCUAAAACAAAAAUGAAAAUUUGCAUUCGUGAAGCACAACUUGCAUUUUGUAAGUUCAUGGUCAAGCCUUCCAUACUACUUGUCCUAGAUGAGCCAACUAAUUACUUGGAUAUACCUUCCAAAGAAAUGCUUGAGAUUGAUUUUAUGAAUUUUGAUAAUGAAGUUGACAAUGAUGCUGAAGAACCUGAUGAAGAUUUGAGUGACACUGAAGAAAAACGUUUAGUUGAUGACAGUGGAUGGUCUUCACGUACCAAGGCUAUUGGAAAAUAUCUCCAAAAUAUAUUUAAUAAGGAAGAAGAGAAUAGAAGAAAGGCUCUUCGUAUGAACAACCUUUUAAAUGAGAAAACUUGCAAGGAGGCAUCAAGAAUGUUUUUCAAAACUUUGGGGAGAGUCAACAUGCCUCUUGACUCACGUGCUAGAGAGAUGGCAUCAAUAUUAGACACUAUACUUGUACAAGCUCUGCUUUUAACCUCACAAUCUACUGCUGCAGGAAACUCAUAG
This is a messenger RNA of Lactuca saligna, 519 nucleotides long. The record is from the annotation of a GenBank genome assembly. Lineage: Eukaryota; Viridiplantae; Streptophyta; Magnoliopsida; Asterales; Asteraceae.